AUGGCAGCCUGCGCAGCCGUCGACAAGCCGCGUGCGGAGGCGGGACAACCCGGAAUUCAGGCCUGGGCCGUCUGUACUCUUCCGCUUGCCUUCCUCGUCCACCUCGUCGUCUUCCAUAAGCAGUCCGUCUCGCCCAGAACUUGGACCCUGCUUAUGCCCAUCUUCCUGGCCGGGGCCUCCUUCGCUUGGCUCAGUGCCGUCUCCAAAACGGUUCCGCAGCCCUACUUGGAUGAGGUCUUUCACAUACCUCAGGCUCAGAAAUACUGCCAUGGGCGGUUUGGAGAAUGGGAUGACAAAAUCACCACCCCCCCGGGCUUGUAUCUGUUUUCCAACUUGCUUCCGCACGUCGCCAGCAAGACUGGCCUGAGCUGGGCGUACAGUUGCGACGCAAACAACCUUCGUGCCGUAAACACUGUCGGCUUAUUUGUGUUGGCCUACUUAUUCUUGCUCUGUCGGCACCAGAUCGAAGGACUCGCCUAUGACAGACGCUCAUCAUCACCCCAGAAAUGGCCCUUUUCUGAAUACGCGUUCCACUCUGCCUGCAAUGCUGCCCUGUUCCCUCUGCUCUUCUUCUUCUCCGGCUUGUACUACACCGAUGUCAUUUCCACGGCGGUUGUCCUCGGUGCAUUCCUGAACCACCUCAGCCGCGUGGGAUGCGGCAGCUGCUCGAUCCAGGGUGACAUUCUCACCGUCGGAUGGGGAAUCCUCGCGCUGCUUAUGCGGCAAACCAACGUUUUCUGGAUCGUCGUUUACAUGGGCGGCUUGGAAGCCGUUCACGCCGUCAAGACCUUGAGACCAAAGAGGGUUGAUCAACCAUUCAUGGCCACACUGUGGGAGCAGCAAAGGUAUUUCGGUUGGAGAUAUUCGGCUGGGGAUAUCCAUGACCUGCCUCUGAGCCGGGCAUGGCCGGACGACGCCCUUUUCACCGCCAUCAGCUUGGGAAUCGCUGCCAUAUGCAACCCUGGCCGGGUCCUGAGGCAAAUCUGGCCAUACUUGACGGUGCUCGGAGCCUUUGCCGGAUUCGUGGCGUGGAAUGGGGGUGUUGUCCUUGGCGACAAGUCGAACCACGUCGCCACCAUCCACCUCGCGCAGAUGCUCUACAUCUGGCCCUUUUUUGCCUUUUUCUCGCUGCCGCUACUUUUGCCCAUCGCUCUCCUGGGCAUCAUUGCGCUGUCAGGCCUCAUUGUGCGAUACAACACCAUUAUCCACCCCUUCACAUUGGCCGACAACCGCCACUACAUGUUUUAUGUCUUCCGGUACACGAUCCGUCGCGCCGCGUGGAUCAGAUACCUACUCGUUGUCCCGUACAUGAUCAGCGGCUGGAUGAUCUUGGACACCUCGGCGGGAUGCAGCCCAAGGCCUAGUAGCAGCCAGGAGGCACUUGGUGACAACUUGCGGGACGCAGAGAAAAAGUCGCCGUCGCCGGCCGAGCUGUUGCGAGCCGAUCCCCUCAGAUACUCGUCAGAGCCAAUGUCAACGUCGACGGGUCUGAUAUUCCUCGCGGCAACAUCGCUGUCUCUCGUCACGGCGCCCCUGGUAGAGCCACGUUACUUCAUCAUCCCCUGGGUGAUGUGGCGGUUACAUGUCCCGGCGGUGGCCGAGCACCUCGGACGGCACGACGUGAGGCUCGUUAUUGAGACGGCCUGGUUCUUGGCCGUCAACCUGGCGACGUGCUUCGUCUUCCUCGCCAAGCCCUAUAUCUGGAGAGCCGAGGACGGGAGUGUCCUGGAUGAUGGGCGUCUACAGCGGUUCAUGUGGUAG
Molecule: messenger RNA, 1761 nt
Organism: Hirsutella rhossiliensis
Lineage: Eukaryota; Fungi; Ascomycota; Sordariomycetes; Hypocreales; Ophiocordycipitaceae
Product: DIE2/ALG10 family domain-containing protein
Exons: 8
Coding region: 1-1761 (586 amino acids)
Biological process (GO): protein N-linked glycosylation; dolichol-linked oligosaccharide biosynthetic process
Cellular component (GO): endoplasmic reticulum
Molecular function (GO): dolichyl pyrophosphate Glc2Man9GlcNAc2 alpha-1,2-glucosyltransferase activity
Source: RefSeq, a predicted model, not a curated record